Messenger RNA from Rhagoletis pomonella (apple maggot), 2639 nucleotides. RefSeq lists its product as uncharacterized. The record is from RefSeq and is a predicted model, not a curated record. Bases 755 to 2500 code for a protein of 581 amino acids. The transcript has 9 exons. Gene Ontology annotation, cellular component: membrane. Gene Ontology annotation, biological process: transmembrane transport. Gene Ontology annotation, molecular function: transmembrane transporter activity. Lineage: Eukaryota; Metazoa; Arthropoda; Insecta; Diptera; Tephritidae.
UAUGUAUGUAGAUAUGUAGGUAUGAAUGGAAACGUAGUAAGUAUAGCUAGCGACUUCACAUGCGACGAUUUUUUCACAGAUAACUGCAACAAUGAAGUUAGUUUCAAAUUAAUUCCGGCUUGAAGUGGAUGCGUGUGCGCGUCGAUGAUCAGCCAACAACUCACAUUUGCAACGACGACAAUAAACACAACACAGCAUUUACAGGAAAAAAAUGCAAAGAAAGCCGCCUGCAUGUAAAUAACUACUUAGCUCGCAGAACCAGCACUAGCGAACUAGCGAAGCGUAAACAGAAAAGGCGGUCCUAUUCUCGAUAUUUUCUUAAAUAUCUGCCACUUUAUGUGACACUUUAACUGGAGUCGGACGCAUUCUACUACAUGGUUAUGAAACGAAUACCUGUUACUGAAGUGCGGUUUUAUUGUUAAAAUAAUAAUAAGUGUUACAUAAAUCAAAAACUUUAAAUACAAUUAGCUGAUUGAAGGCUUCUGGAGAUAGUAUAUCAAAAAUUAAUUAAAAAAAAAAAAAUAUAAAUUUUAGUGUUUGUGAUUUUAUUGCCGCAUAAGCUACAUUAGGUAGGCAUAGAACGGAUUGAACGAAAUUAAUUUCGAAUGUACAGUUAAAUAAUUGAAUUUGAAUCCGGGAGCACCGAAAGGCGAAUGACGCGAAAGUGAAAACAAACUCUUGUGGUGUGGCGAAAGUAACUAUUCAUCUACUAAUUAAGACAGAUAAAAAAAAGUAUAUAACUAUUUAUUCAAAAAUGGUGGAAAAAGUGGCCAACACGAUGAUGGCGCGCAUAAAGCUGCAGCAGUGGGGCAAAAUCUUCCACAUGUACUACAUAGAACCGAUUGUGUUUAUGUUGGUGUUUGCCCAUAGUCUAUCCGGUACGAUUCUCCGCAAUCAAAUCAUAUAUCAAGCCUGUACAACGAUAUUCAAUUACAAUGAGACUAUUUGCCAAGAAUUAGGCACAAAAAACGCCAGUGAACAAGCGACGAAAAUCGAAACCGAAGUGCAGCCAUAUGUCGCAAAUCUGUUUAUGAUUCGCACUUUGCUGGAGAGUAUUGUGCCGGCGUUGUGUGGCGUUUUCAUUGGUUCAUGGUCGGAUCACUAUGGCCGUAAGCCGUUGUUGGUCAUUUCAAUGAUAGGUUUCUCCUUCACCUACCUCAUUGCUGCUGUGAUUUGUCAAAUAGCCGUCUAUCAACCGGUGAAUCCUUGGUACUACGUUUUGGCCGUGGUGCCACACUCAAUUUUGGGCGGCAAUUGCGUGUUUUCUGUAGCGGCUUUCUGUUUUAUAUCUGAUGUUACGGACACAAAGACAAGACCUUACAGAAUGAUUUUCAUGGAAGCAUUCUUCUUCAUUGGCCUAAUGACCGGUUCGCUGCUUUCGAGUUUUGUCUACGCCGCUACAGGAACCACAACAACUUUCCUCAUAUCCGGUUUACUCAUGUGUAGCACAACAAUUUUUAUUGUUGUCUGCGUGCCGGAAAGUUUACAUCUUAGUCACAGGGUUGAAGACGUCGUCGCCGUCGAUGCUAACAAAUGUAUUACGCUCAAUGGAAAACCUGUGGAACAUAUAGCCAUGGACCAUGUCGGUAAAGCAAUAAAUUCAAACGAAAAGCGAAAAAGUGUGCUUGCAAUAGAUGCGAGAGGAAAAGUAGUUGAAAUUUCAGCGGACGAUGUGCUAAAAGAAACGAUCCAGCCAGAGAACGGGCGGAAACAAGAAUUAAAUGGUUGCGAAAAGGCAAAGAAGGAUGCUAACGAAAAACCCGCAUUGAAUGCGGCAACAACAGAAAAGCAAACAUCUGAAGAAACUUCUGCCAUGGGAAAAUCUAAAAAGGCGGGACUCUUCAGUUACGUGCACAUAAAAGAUAUGCUGGUCACUUGCUUGAAGACGAGGCCAUUCUAUGAUCGCUGCAUUAUUUGGCUUGUAACUGGCACUAUGUUCCUGUCGAUAUUCGUGCUCGAUGGCGCAAUGACGGUAUUUUAUUUGUUUGUGCGCGAGAAAUUCCAUUGGACUGUGCGAGAUUUCACAUUUUACGAGACCGUUAGUCAUAUGGUGCCUAUGUUCGGAGCGCUGAUUGGUUUCUUGAUAUUGAGAAAGGUCUUCAGCAUGUCCGUGGUGACACUUGCACUACUUUCGUUUCUUAGCGAAAUUGUAAGCAGCAUUGUAAGGGGAGUGGCAUCUGAGCCUUGGCAUUUGUAUUUAGCUGUCGCCUUGGGUGCCUUGAAAUCAGUUGGUGGACCGAUGUGUCGAACCAUUAUAUCAAAUAUAGUACCGCCAACAGAUUUGGGAAAAAUAUUUUCCAUUAAAAAUGUCUUGCAAUCGAUUGCGCCAUUCUUGGCGGCACCUCUCUACACAGUCAUCUAUAAGGAGUCAUUGAAAACAUAUCCAGGACUAUUCAACAUUGUAAGCGCGGCGCUAUAUGCGAUUGCAUUUUUAUUUCUGAUCAUUGUAUUGCGAUUCAAGUAUUCCUACAAGGAGCAUUAUGCAUCAAUCUUGAAGUAAACUAUGCGACUACCAAAUGCUACCUCAUACUGAUUGAUUGUUUGUAUGUACAUACAUACAUAUGUGCGUAUUUAAAAUAAUGUGAUAUUUAUUUAAAUUAAGUAGAAUUGAAUCUCGAAUAAAAAUAUUGAUACAUAGA